Caenorhabditis elegans is the source of this 3341-nucleotide messenger RNA. It is a transcript of the gene epc-1, whose product is annotated as Enhancer of polycomb-like protein. Bases 110 to 2497 code for a protein of 795 amino acids. The transcript is spliced from 9 exons. Gene Ontology annotation, cellular component: NuA4 histone acetyltransferase complex; nucleus. Gene Ontology annotation, biological process: regulation of transcription by RNA polymerase II. The record is from RefSeq and is marked reviewed. Lineage: Eukaryota; Metazoa; Nematoda; Chromadorea; Rhabditida; Rhabditidae.
GCUCGCCGUCAUCGGCGGAUGAAUUCAUCGCAAAGUCCGUGGCGAUUCAACACGUGCGGCGUCCUCGCCGCUCUUCUUAACCGUAGUUACAACGUGGGAGUACAGAAAGAUGGCCACUACUUCGAAGGCGUUUCGAGCCCGGGCGCUCGACUCGAACCGGUCUAUGACUGUAUACUGGGGCCACGAACUUCCGGACCUAUCAGAAUGCAGUGUUGGAAACCGGGCGGUGACACAAAUGCCGUCUGGCAUGGAAAAAGAAGAAGAACAGGAAAAACACCUGCAAGAAGCGAUUGCUGCCCAGCAAGCCAGUACAUCGGGUAUUCAGCUGAACCAUGUCAUUCCAACUCCAAAAGUCGACCGAGUCGAAGAUCAACGCUAUCACUCCACUUAUCACAACAAGAAUAAAAUGCACCGUUCAAAGUAUAUCAAAGUUCAUGCCUGGCAAGCACUCGAACGAGACGAACCCGAGUAUGACUACGACACAGAAGAUGAAGCAUGGCUAUCAGAUCACACUCACAUUGACCCGCGCGUUUUGGAAAAGAUAUUCGACACAGUGGAGAGCCAUUCAUCGGAGACACAGAUCGCGAGCGAAGAUUCGGUGAUUAAUUUGCAUAAAUCACUGGACUCAUCAAUCGUGUACGAAAUAUACGAAUAUUGGCUGUCGAAGCGAACAUCGGCUGCGACGACGUCUGGUUGUGUUGGAGUCGGUGGAUUAAUUCCGAGAGUCAGGACAGAAUGUCGGAAGGAUGGACAAGGUGUUAUCAAUCCGUACGUUGCAUUCCGUCGACGUGCCGAGAAAAUGCAGACUCGAAAGAAUCGGAAAAACGAUGAAGAUUCGUAUGAGAAGAUUCUCAAGUUGGUACAUGACAUGUCGAAAGCUCAACAGCUCUUCGAUAUGACUGCCCGACGAGAAAAGCAGAAGCUCGCGUUGAUUGAUAUGGAAUCGGAGAUUUUAGCGAAACGAAUGGAGAUGUCAGAUUUUGGUGGUUCUCCGAGUUCGUUCAAUGAGAUCACCGAAAAGAUUCGAGCAGCAGCAACGUUGGAAGUCGUGAAACCACCACUGGCAGAAAUCAACGGAUCAGAUGAAGUGAAGAAGAGGAAGAAGCCGAGACGAAAGAUUGCUGAUAAGGAUUUAAUAUCGAAAGCCUGGCUUAAAAAGAAUGCAGAAAGUUGGAAUCGGCCGCCGUCGCUCUUUGGACAACACAGUGGAAAUGUUCCGACGGUUACAACGAAGCCAGUUCGAGAGUCGUUGGCGAAUGGGCGAUUUGCGUUCAAGCGGAGGAGAGGAUGUGUUUAUCGCGCGGCUCUCACCGUUUACAAUGUGCCUACAGCGCCUGCUACAGUACCUCCAGUACAGACUCAAGCAGCAGUGGCUUCAUCAUCAUCGUCAAAAUCAACGGAUAUGGUGCCGUCGAACAUGAAGUUCUUUGAAACUUUUGUUCGGGAUUCACAGGAUUCAGUUUCUCGAUCUCUUGGCUUUGUACGCCGACGAAUGGGACGAGGUGGGCGAGUUGUAUUCGAUCGGAUGCCUCGCAAUCGAGACGACAACGACGAACGCACUUCGACAGAUCCAUGGGCCGAGUAUUGUGUCGCGGAUAGUUCAAGAACCUUCCGUGCUCGAAACAGUUCGCUUGGUACCGAAGAAGAAACCGAUGAUCUAAGCCCGAAAUCUCUGUAUUUCGCUCGCAGUAAUCGGUUCGCAUUCAACGAUGAUGAAACUGAACGGGAAUGGACUUCAAGAUGCCAACAAUCAUCGUGGAGAGAUACAGAGGUGGAUGAUGAGCUGAAAAAGCGGGAAACAACGUCUGAAAAAUUUACCGAAACCACGACGAAUGGAAGUACCAAAACACACACAGAAUCGGAUGAUAGUGAAGUUGAACGGAUGGAGGUUGAUGAUCAAGUUGAUGAAGCUCAAAUAACUGUAUCAUCAUCAAAAGACGAUGGAAUGAAUGGAAAUGAUAAGAACGAGGAUGAAGAAGAUGAUGAUGAUGAUAUGGAUGUAGAUGAACAUCAGACUGUCGUGGGUGUGCAUCAGCACCAGCAGCAGCAGCAUCACCAGCAAAAAGUUCGGCAUCAAAUGAAUGGUGGUGGUGGUGGUGGUGGAGUGGUAAAACUGAAACCGCCGCUGCAAGAACUUUCGCCGCCGCUUUCGGGAAACGGAAGAGCGGACAGAGCGGAACCGACGCCGGUUCCGGCAAAGAUGUGCGGAACGGUGUCGGACUCAGAUGAUUGGAGAGAGCCGAGUGGAUCACCAUCAGAAUCGAAUUCAUCAACCGAAUGGGGUGGCUAUACGCCACAAGAACAGCAUGCAGUUGUUGUUGCCAACGCGGUAGCUGUCGCUUUCAAGGAAAAAUUGAUGAAUGGCGUGGAUGAUGAUGAUGAUCAACAACCAUCGCCGGCUAGAGGAGCACGAGAUCAUUCCAUCAAAGAUUCGAUGUCAACGGUAACACUGCUGGAACGGAAAAAGUUCAUGAUGCCGUCGACAAUCGGUCUAUAAUUUGAACUCUCUGCUGCUGCUUCUGCUACUGCUGCUACUGCUGCUCAUCGCCAAUUUUCAAUCCUCCUGAGAUUUUUUGAUGGUCAUUCAUUGUUUUGUGCAUAUCUCUCUCUCUCUCUCUCUCUCCCAUGAUUCUCAAAUAUUUCAAUGUAUUUACACCCCCACUCUGUCCGCUGCCUAAUCCCCGACCGAAUAAUCAGAUUCGCUGGAAAAAUCUGCGAUUCUUUAAUAUUGCAACCACCCACCCAAUAAUAUGUGUCUCAUCAUCUCGGUACUCUCACUUGAGCCGUGUUUUCUGUAGUAUUUUAUUCUCUAAAAAAAAAUCAUUUUUAAUAUAAUAUACGUACACAUUUAUAUCUGUAAUAUAUAUUUUUAAAAAUGAUUCCCCCCUCCCCUCCAUUCGUUGUUUUUUUUCUGUGGGUUUCAAGCUUUUGAGCUGUGAAAAAUCUCAUCCCAUCAUCAUUUUCUAUUGUUUUUUUUCACAGUUGAAAUAUCCUAUUUUAUCUUUUUCCUUUUUUUUUCAUUUUUUUUUUUUCAUCGUGCGGGAUUCAUUUUUCGUCCCGCGAAACGCCCGCCGCCGCCCAAUCCCACUCUCUCUCUCAGUCUCUUCUUAAUGAUCUUCGAAACUAUUUUUAUUUCCCUCAUUAACAAUUACGAGGUCGUCUUUUUUUUUCCCCACCCCCCACUGUUUGGUGUAAUUUUUGUGUUCGGGGAGGUUUUUUGUGUGUGGAUUUUUGGAUUUUUUGGAUUUUUUCAACAAAAAAUUCCCCCGAAAUCAAAAUUUUUUCCCAUUUUCCCCUCAAUAUUAGUACUGUUGUAUAAAUAAACUUGCUCUCUCUCUCUC